CAGUCCGGCCCAAAUAUGUUUGGAAUAUGGGUCCACCCUAGAGCCUACAAAUGGCGCAAUUCUGUUGGCUAGAAGAUCUAGUCGUACUGACAAACUAAUGUAGACAAUUCGGACCUUUUGAAAACGAGGGCUUUUUCUUUAACUUUCAAAUUUCAGAAACCAAAGGGAUCCGAUCCGAAUCCGACAAAACCUUUCAUAAUCAAGAUUUGGGAGUAUCUCUACUUAGGUUUUAGGGUUCUAAAUUAUCUCAAAUUUUUCGCGCGAAAAUAUGGAUCACGAUGGUCAAAGAGGAUCAUCAACCCCGUCAGCGAUGCUUGCUUCUUUACUUAGUAGAAGAGCCAAGCUUCAAGAAGAGCUUCGAAACAUCGAAAGACAGGUGUAUGAUAUGGAGACAAGUUAUUUACAGGAUCCAAGCCAAUGCGGCAACGUUUUGAAAGGUUUUGAGGGAUUCCUCUCUUCAUCUAAGAACACUGCCCUCUUGAAGCGGUCCAGGAAGUUCCAGCCUGAGGAUAGGCUAUUCUCAUUAUCUUCGGUCACUUCUCCUGCAGCUGAAGAGAUUGCUACUGGUAGAGAUGCAGAUGGGAAAUCAGAUUAUGGUCCUGGUCGGUCUAAGGGAGGAGGUUACUUUGCCAAUGGGCAAGGAAAACCAAAGAAGGGAAGAGCUAGAGAAGCGAAGAGAAUGAGACACUCUAGUGAGCCAGACUAUGAUGAUGAUCCUGAUGUGACAUUAUGAAACCACUUUGAUCUGAUGAAAUAUUUGGCUUUUCCUUAGAGCUUUAAUGUCCAAUCUUAUAUUGUUUAUGUCUAAAAACAACCGGUGAUGGCAGAGGUUAUUUACUACAUGAUUUUCAAGUGUAUAUAGGAAAAAAAAACACUUUUUUAUUUUUCAUGGUGCUCAAAAUUGAAUCAAGGGUACAUAUGGCCACUGUGUUGAAUGGCA
This is a messenger RNA of Durio zibethinus, 940 nucleotides long. RefSeq lists its product as uncharacterized. Gene Ontology annotation, cellular component: histone acetyltransferase complex. The record is from RefSeq and is a predicted model, not a curated record. Lineage: Eukaryota; Viridiplantae; Streptophyta; Magnoliopsida; Malvales; Malvaceae.